AUGAAUAAUAAUCCUUCACAAAACAACAAUGAUAAUGGUUAUUUGUAUACAUUUAAUGAUAACCAAGCGUAUCCAUCAAAUAUUAAUCACAAUAGUCAACUCAUGAUGAACUAUACCCAUCAACAAACUGUGGCCAGCUCUAAUGCUUCAGCUCAAGUAUACCCUCCAUUGCAUGGCCCACUUACUGGUCAAGCUAAUGCUGAUCCACCACUAUCCGCCAACAAUAUCCCUUUCCUUAACACUACUGUUGAUCCACCACUAUCCGUUAACAAUAUCCCUUUCCUUAAUUCUAAUCCUCUACAACCAAAUCAUAAUAUCUUCAGUUUUAACAUCCCUGGAUUUAAAAUUAUUAUCAUACCUGUAGACUCAAAUAUCAUUACUAAUAACCCUCAAACUCAAUUUCAACAAUCAUUUAAUAAUUAUAAUAGUUUUAGUGGCUAA
Funneliformis caledonium is the source of this 441-nucleotide messenger RNA. The record is from the annotation of a GenBank genome assembly. NCBI's taxonomy places the organism in Eukaryota, Fungi, Glomeromycota, Glomeromycetes, Glomerales, Glomeraceae.